Messenger RNA from Erigeron canadensis, 2213 nucleotides. RefSeq names its product potassium channel KAT3-like. Bases 163 to 2058 code for a protein of 631 amino acids. Lineage: Eukaryota; Viridiplantae; Streptophyta; Magnoliopsida; Asterales; Asteraceae. Gene Ontology annotation, biological process: transmembrane transport; potassium ion transport. Gene Ontology annotation, cellular component: membrane. The record is from RefSeq and is a predicted model, not a curated record. Gene Ontology annotation, molecular function: voltage-gated potassium channel activity. The transcript is spliced from 11 exons.
UUAACUAUAUUAUCUUCCCUCACGUAGUCACAUGACAUUGUAUUUUAAUCUAUUUGAUUCUAAAGCCAUAAUAUUACAUAUUUAAAUGUAGUCUAUAUAUAUCGUAACUACUACGAGUAAAACUUAAACAAAACUACAUUAUCUUAACUAUUGUGGGUAGAGAUGGGAGAGACGUUGUCUGAAACGAGAUCGCCGAUGCCAUUGCUGUAUAGGCGGCAUUCAAGUGGGGAGGUGUUGAAGAAUUUGGCUUCCGUCUCGAGUAGUCUCUUGCCUGCAUUUGGAACUCUUGUUGGCGACGAUUCUCCUGUCCUUAAGAAAUAUGUUAUUGCACCUUAUGAUCGUAGGUAUCGGUGGUGGCAAGCAUUUCUGGUGGUAUUAGUGAUAUAUUCAGCCUGGUCAUCUCCUUUCGAGCUAGCUUUCAAGGAAGUCGCUACAGGCUCUCUCAUGUUCGUUGAUUUAGUCGUCGACUUGUUCUUUGUCAUCGAUAUCAUCCUAACUUUUUUCGUGGCUUACUUAGACAAGUCAACAUAUCUUUUAGUCGACGAUCACAAAAAGAUCGCCACAAAAUAUGUGACACACUUGAUGUUCCCGAUGGAUGUUGCUUCGACGCUACCUUUUCAGUCCAUUUACCGCCUCUUUACGGGCAAACUCCACCAUGGGCAGGUCUUCGGGUUCCUGAAUCUUCUCCGACUUUGGAGGCUACGACGUGUCAGUGAGCUUUUCUCGAGGUUAGAAAAAGACACAAGGUUUAGCUACUUUUGGACACGUUACAUCAAAUUAAUAUGUGUAACGCUAUUCGCGAUACACUCAGCCGGAUGCUUCUACUACUGGAUAGCGACACAUCAUCGGCCGGUGGAGGACACAUGGCUCGGGUCUAUCAUCCAAAACUUUGAAGAUAGAAGCAUAUGGUUAGGCUACACGUACUCGUUGUACUGGUCCAUUGUUACACUUACAACGGUCGGAUAUGGAGACUUGCACGCGGUGAACCCUGGAGAGAAAGUGUUUAACAUCUUGUAUAUGUUGUUCAACAUCGGUCUCACUUCCUAUCUUAUCGGAAACAUGACCAAUUUAAUCGUCCAUAGCGCUGUUAGAACCUUUGUCAUGAGGGAUUCGAUCAACGAGAUCUUAAGGUAUGCAAGCAAGAACAGAUUACCAGAAGGACUUAAAGAACAAAUGUUGGCACAUAUGCAACUCAAAUUCAAGACAGCGGAGCUGCAACAAGAAGAAGUCCUUGAGGAUUUGCCGAAAGCGAUUAGAUCAAGCAUUGCUCAGCAUCUGUUUAGAAAAACUGUUGAGAAAACUUAUCUGUUUAAAGGGAUUUCAGAAGAUCUUAGCAGCCAAUUGGUUACAGACUUGAAAGUUGAAUAUUUUCCACCUAAAGUUGAAGUUGUACUACAAAAUGAGAUUCCAACUGAUUUCUAUAUCAUCGUUUCUGGAACCAUGGAGGUGAUAACACAUCAAAAUGGAAUGGAGCAUUUCUUGACAAAGUUAGGGCCGAUGGACAUGUUUGGUGAAAUCGGUGUGUUCUUCAACAUACCUCAACCGUUCACUAUAAGAAGCAAGAAACUUUCUCAAGUGGUUCGAAUCAGCCAUCAUCACUUCAAGCAAUUUGUGCAGCCACUUACUAGUGAUGGAAAGACAAUCAUGUCUAAUUUCACUCAGUAUUUGAGGGAGCUAAAUAAGGAGGUUCAAGAUGAGAUACCAUUCUUAGCAGACCUUCUUCUUGGAGACUUAGAUACCGAGCCAAUGGGACCUGUUGACGAGUCAAGAAACAAUGCAACAUCCUAUCAUGAUCAGGAAUAUAAUCAAGCAGGGACACACGAUAAUGAAACUUCAAGAUCAUCAAUUCCAUUGAGGGUGAUCAUUCAUGGGCAUCAUCCAUCCGAGGAACGAACCGACACCGGAAAAGUAGUCCAGCUACCGGAUUCAGUAGAGGACCUAUUGAAGUUGACAGCGAUAAAAUUGGGGAAAAGAGGGACUAUCAUUCUAAUGAAAGAUGGGUCUCAAGUGGAAGAUGUUCAUGCUUUAAGAGACAAUGAUCACUUGUUUAUAUGUUGAUAUAUAAGUAUAUCUCUAUGUGCGUAUAAUUUCUACUAGAUGACCAAUGUGUUGCUCUUUGAAGUGAUCGAUGUUAGUGAUCUUAUAGUUAUGUGAUGUUGGUUUUUGAGUUAUUUUGUAACGGGAAAGAAAUAAAACAAAGAUAUGGAAAUCUA